UGUAUUUAGGCUUUAACAAUCGAUGUAUCACAAAAUAUCCCAUGGGUUUAGCAGCGAUGUGGAACAUAUGUCGUAAAUUUACACUUGUAUUACAGUCAUUGUCCUGUACUGGUUGCCGCGGUCAGUCUGCAAUUAUUAACCAAAAUAGAGGCGUACAGAAUCCACCAUAGCGACAUAAUACUGUGUGCUUCCUUCACAUCAAAUGUGUGCAUCUUGUCUUAUUCAGUCAUGAAGAAGAUUCAAAUAGAUCUGAGAGGAACAAUAUUUGUAUCGCGCUCCUUGGCUUUGCAGAAUACCCUUGAAAGACUAACCGCUAAAAAUUUAGCAGAAAUUAUUUCGGAUGGAAAUUAUUAUUUGGAUAGGAAUCCUUUGAUAUUUCAUCAUAUUUUGGACUACUACUCCGAAGGUCACUUCCACCUCCCAAGGAAUAUUUGUCCCAUACAGGCACGAAGCGAAGUCGAGUUUUGGGGAAUUCCUUUGACAGAUGUUCCACCGUGUUGCUAUGAGACUUUGUAUGAUGAUAAUGAAUCCGAACUCAAAGCGAUCAGUGCCCUCGAAGAAGAAAUAAAUGAAGUUGAAGAGAAAUACAACCAAAUGAAGAGACAGCAUGAUACGCCCGGGUCUUUUUCUUGGAUAGCUAUCCAAUACAAACUUGUCAAUGCAUUGAAUUUUCCACUGCAGUCACUAUUGGGCAGGGUAUGGCUUCUUGUUGUUGCUCUGUGCACGGCUAUUUCUAUAACCGUCUUCCUGCUGGAGAGCUCGGCAGUAUUCCGUGUGGAAAGAAAUGGACAGAUAAACAACAUAACGAUCGAAAUGUUCGGAGACAACCCCAAAGCGUUCAAAAUAGCAACGACUGGAAUGUCCCCCGAGAUGGCUGUCGUAGAGCUACUUUCCAACACAAUUCUUACGUUUGACCUCAUUCUCAGAUUUAGCAUCAGUCAUCAAAAGAAGAGAUUUUGCAGGAAACCUCUAAAUAUUAUUGAAUUCAUGAUAGAAAUUCUGAUAUUUUCUUUUGUAUCACUAGAGUUUCUUUUGGAUCACGAAGAAGCAGCGAAACACACUUCAUAUGAACUUUCAACGUUGCUUCAAAUUCUGUAUUCCCUCCGUGUAUUUCGCAUUUUUCGCUUGAUAGAAUCGUGUUCAGAAACGAAAAUGUUAAAGAUUUCUCUACUGAAAAGCAAAACAGAAUUUCUUUUGUUUGUUACUGUCUUGAUAUCAUUUGCGUUCAUUUUUGGAUCAUGGAUAUUUUGGGCUGAACUGUUGAAUCCCCAAACUUUCCCAACUAUUUUCACUGGCAUCUGGUGGGCUAUUGUAACUAUGACAACAGUUGGUUAUGGAGAUUUUACUCCAAAAUCUACACUCGGUUAUUUUGUUGGAGUGUUAACUUCAAUAUUUGGGUUGAUACUUCUGGCGAUGCCGAUAGCAACGAUUGCAUCCAAUUUCAGCAAGAUAUACGAUUGUUAUAACUUCAGAAAAUCCCAUUUAAAAGCUAAACGUGCAAAACAAUCAAAUCAGCUGUUUUAUCAUAGAAAAGCAGCUAUGGUUUUGUAGGGUUUAAGUUUUUUACCUCUUCUUUCAAAAACUAUACAUUUUACUGAAUGUAGGAUUUAGAUUACUUUUCAGAGGAUUUCAGAUAAAAUAUAAAAAAUGUUUCAUUUUCUACAUCAUUUUAUCAUAGAAAUGUAAAAAAAAAAAAGUGUUAUUUAAAUUAUGUUUUAUUAAGUUUUUUUAAAUUUAAAAGUAUCGAUCAUUUAAUCAAUGAUGAGUCGCAAAUUAAAUUGUGUUGAUUGAUACUAUCUAAAAAUUUCUCAGUCAUUCCUAUUUUUAAUUAUACAAGAGUUCUGCUCAAUCGAUCUUGCACUGACAAUCAAGUUGUGUCCUCAAAUACAUGUACAAUUAUCUUAAUAUUUACGUAUGUAUCAUAUAGGCCUACAUGUAAUUAUUCUAAAAUUAUAGAUUUUGUUAUCCCUAAAUGCGUGUGUUCACACACAGUGUAUUGUCUAUAAUUGUUGUU
Molecule: messenger RNA, 2014 nt
Organism: Magallana angulata
Lineage: Eukaryota; Metazoa; Mollusca; Bivalvia; Ostreida; Ostreidae
Product: potassium voltage-gated channel protein Shaw-like
Exons: 2
Coding region: 229-1551 (440 amino acids)
Biological process (GO): potassium ion transmembrane transport; protein homooligomerization
Cellular component (GO): voltage-gated potassium channel complex; membrane
Molecular function (GO): voltage-gated potassium channel activity
Source: RefSeq, a predicted model, not a curated record